Messenger RNA from Ogataea angusta, 804 nucleotides. RefSeq lists its product as uncharacterized. The record is from RefSeq and is a predicted model, not a curated record. Gene Ontology annotation, biological process: peptidyl-lysine dimethylation. NCBI's taxonomy places the organism in Eukaryota, Fungi, Ascomycota, Pichiomycetes, Pichiales, Pichiaceae. Gene Ontology annotation, molecular function: protein-lysine N-methyltransferase activity. The transcript has a single exon. Bases 1 to 804 code for a protein of 267 amino acids.
AUGUCGGACAACGAGCUGGGCCUGGAUGGAGGUCUAUUUGAGGAACCUGAGAGCUUCAGACCCCCGAAGCCGGAGGCUCACUACCAGAAAUAUACUCGGUUGCACAAUCAGGCGCAUCCCGAACUCGACGAGAUCAAGCUUCGACUUGUUGGAAAAUCACCGCUCUGGGGCCAUUUGCUGUGGAAUGCAGGUAUUUAUACGGCAAAUUAUCUUGAGGAGCACGCACGGGAGCUGGUCAAAAACAAGAAUGUUGUGGAAUUUGGCUCUGCUGCCGCUCUUCCGUCCUUGUUGUGUUCCAUCAACGGUGCUAAGAAAGUGGUAGCCACGGACUAUCCAGACCCUGAUCUGCUGGAGAAUAUCCAGAUCAACGUGGAAAGUCUCGCAGAUAAGGAACUAACCAGCAGGAUUUGUGUGCAAGGGUUCAUCUGGGGCAACGAUACGCAAGAAAUUAAAAAUACUCUAGAGAGCACAGCAGACUUAAUCAUCAUGAGCGAUCUGGUAUUCAACCAUUCAGAGCACCACAAGCUGCUCAAAUCCGCCAAAGAGCUAAUUACACCACUACGAGAUACAUCGAAGCCCAGAAGUGGCGGGAAAUGUCUUGUUGUGUGGUCCCCACACAGACCCAAACCGCAGAUGGUGGAAAAUGACUUUAAGUUUUUCACUGACGCCACAGAGCUAUUCGGAUUCGACGUCGAGUUUGUCGAGAUGGUACACUGGGAUCACCCUAUGUUCCCUGAGGACCCUCCCGAGACAGAGGAGAUCCGCAAGCGUGUGUACUGCUACAUAUUGCACCCGACCUGGUAA